Messenger RNA from Quercus robur (English oak), 872 nucleotides. RefSeq lists its product as uncharacterized. NCBI's taxonomy places the organism in Eukaryota, Viridiplantae, Streptophyta, Magnoliopsida, Fagales, Fagaceae. The transcript has 6 exons. The record is from RefSeq and is a predicted model, not a curated record. Gene Ontology annotation, biological process: positive regulation of protein catabolic process; protein ubiquitination. Gene Ontology annotation, molecular function: protein binding. Bases 110 to 727 code for a protein of 205 amino acids.
AAUUGUAAAACCUGAACACACGCAGGGUCCGCUAAACCCUUUUUGAAACACGGACACACAGAAACCCCCAAGUGAACUCAGGAAAGAGAGGAGUCAAAAGAAAAAAAAAAUGGCGGUUCCAGGAAGGCGCAACGGUAUGAUAGAAGACGACGAAGACAUAGAAGAAAACGGUUUGUUCGAAGAAGAGGGUCUGGUUGAGCUCGACGACGAAACCCCUCCCCACCUCCGCGACCUCGCCGCCGCUACUCAGCUCGGCGACCUCGAAGCCCUCCGCCUCGCUCUAGAUAACUUGACUGGAAGCAUUGAUGAACCUGUGGAAGAUGGGGACACAGCUCUCCAUCUGGCCUGUCUCUAUGGCCAUUUGCCCUGUGUCCAGCUACUUUUGGAAAGAGGAGCAAGCUUGGAGGCUAAGGAUGAAGAUGGUGCAAUUCCUCUUCAUGAUGCUUGUGCAGGGGGAUUUAUCGAGAUAGCCCAACUUCUAUUAAACUUUUCUAAUGACUCAGAAAUUGUAAAGAGGAUGCUAGAAUCAGUUGAUGUUGAAGGUGAUACUCCUCUCCAUCAUGCGGGAAGAGGUGAGCAUGUUGAUGUUAUAAGGCUCUUACUGGCUUCUGGGGCUUCUCCUACAAACACAAACUCAUAUGGAAAGACCCCAAGUGAGCUAGCUGAUCAGAACACAGAAGCUAGGAGAAUUUUGGAAGCUGCUGCUGCUGCUGUGGCAAGCGAGUAGGCUUUACCAAAUACUAAUUGAAAAUGUCCAUUUUUUAGGCUGUAGCCACCGCUUUUUGGUCUUUUGCUAUAAGUAGGUAACUCCAGAAGUUUGCCGAUCUUUGAUGGCAUCAUUAUUUUAUCUAUCAUAUAUAAUUUCAGUGAAA